Phycodurus eques (leafy seadragon) is the source of this 3108-nucleotide messenger RNA. Its product is annotated as gastrula zinc finger protein XlCGF57.1-like. Gene Ontology annotation, molecular function: DNA-binding transcription factor activity; RNA polymerase II cis-regulatory region sequence-specific DNA binding. NCBI's taxonomy places the organism in Eukaryota, Metazoa, Chordata, Actinopteri, Syngnathiformes, Syngnathidae. Gene Ontology annotation, biological process: regulation of transcription by RNA polymerase II. The transcript is spliced from 3 exons. Bases 588 to 2498 code for a protein of 636 amino acids. The record is from RefSeq and is a predicted model, not a curated record.
UUUAUUCCACCUGCAUGUUCUUUAUCUCGGUUUUAGCCAGUAUAUUUGAUACAUAAACUUGGUUUGAAAUGAUCGCAGCAAACUAUCAAAUCCAACCUCCUGCGUUUGCGCAUGCGCUUCCCUCAUUGCCAGCAACUUCCGCUCCAGAUCGACUUUCGUGCACUUUUGUUCGAGCAAAUGAAUUUGCGCCACUAAUUAAUUCUUCCCGAAUGAGUUGCGAACGGAUUGAAACCUCGACCCAGUGCGUCCUUCACUACUUUCAAGAAGUAAAACAUCAUUUCAAUCUUCGUGUGCGGAUAAACUCGUCUUGGUGGUGCACGUCGAAGCUUCUCGGCCUAGUUAGCUUAGCUUAGCUCGCUAGCCGCUCACAAAGAGACGCGUUUGUCAGCAACGCAUCGCAAAUUCGAGAUCGCCUGUGAUGAUCGUGUGCAAAAUCUGUGCAAGAACGACAGCAAAGUACGAGAAGGAACUUUCUGGAACGAAAGAGGAGGACGAGCCACGACGUCAACUUGUGGACGCUGUUCGCAUGCAGCCUCGUGUUGUGUUACACAGAGCAGAGCGGAAAGUGUUGCGAUCGUCGUGUGAAAAUGUGUGCAAGGACAGCAGAGUACGAGGAGGAACUUUGGGGCCCAAAAGAGGAGAAGGAGCCACAACGUCAACUGCUGGACGCUGCGUUCAAUCUGCAGCCUCGAAUUGUGCUACACAGAGCAGACGUCAGUGAAUAUCUUCUUCCUGAGCGGCAGCAGUCAGUGUCCCCUCACAUCAAAGAGAAAGAGGAGGAGGAAGAGGUUCAACACAUCAAAGAGGAGGAGGAAGAGUUCCCUCACAUGAAAGAGGAAGAGCAGGAGAAAAUCAUCAAGGUUCCAUCCACUGGUGUCCCUUUGAAGAGUGAAGAUGAAGGUCGAAGUGAGGAGAGACGAGGGGCGGAGCCACCAAACGGCAACAGCUCAAGUGACGGAGACCACUGUGGAGGAUCACAAACAGACGGUGAUGAUGAUGAUGAUGAUGUUGAUGAACAGUUGGAAGGUGAUAUGACAUGUCACACUGCCAAUAAAUGCUGGAAAUGUUCUAAAUGUAGGAAAACAUUUGCUUCUAAGAGCAAUUUCAAACGACACAUGAAAAUACACACUGGAGAGAAGCCCUUUGCAUGCUCAGUUUGUGGGCAAAGAUUCUCCCGAAAGGGAAGCUUAAAAAUACACGCAAGAACACACACUGGUGAGAAACCUUUUGGAUGCUUAGUUUGUGGGCAAAGGUUCUCUGUGAAGAGUGGCUUAAAAAUACACACAAGAACACACACUGGUGAGAAACCUUUUGGAUGCUUAGUUUGUGGGCAAAGGUUCUCUUUGAAGAGUUGCUUAACAAUACACACAAGAACACACGCCGGUGAGAAGCCUUUUGCCUGCUCAGUUUGUGGUCAAAGAUUCACACAGAAGGGAUACUUAAAAAGUCACACAAGAACGCACACUGGUGAGAAACCUUUUGCAUGCUCAGUUUGUGGUCAAAGAUUCUCCCAAAAGGGAACCUUAAAAAGUCACACAAGAACGCACACUGGUGAGAAACCUUUUGCCUGCUCAGUUUGUGGUCAAAGUUUCUCUGAAAAGGGAACUUUAAUAACACACACAAGAACUCACACUGGUGAGAAACCUUUUGCUUGCUCAGUUUGUGGUCAAAGAUUCUCCAUAAAGAAAAACUUAAAAAUACACACAAGAACACACACUGGUGAGAAACCUUUUGCCUGCACAGUUUGUGGUCAAACUUUCUCUCAGAAGGGAACAUUAAAAGGUCACACAAGAACGCACACUGGUGAGAAACCUUUUGCAUGCUCAGUUUGUGGUCAAAGAUUCUCCAUAAAGAAAAGCUUAAAAAUACACACAAAAACACACACUGGUGAGAAACCUUUUGUAUGCUCAGUUUGUGGGCAAAGGUUCUCUCGAAAGGGACAUUUGACACGUCACACAAGAACACACACUGGAGAGAAGCCUUUUUCCUGCUCAGGUUGUGGUCAAAGAUUCUCCAUCAAGAACAACUUAAAAAUACACACAAGAACACACACUGGUGAGAAACCUUUUGCCUGCACAGUUUGUGGUCAAAGGUUCUCUGUGAAGAGUUACUUAAAAAUACACACACGAACCCACACUGGUGAGAAACCUUUUGUAUGCUCGGUUUGUGGUCAAAGAUUCUCUCGUAAGGGAACCUUAAAAGGUCACACAAGAACGCACACUGGUGAGAAACCUUUUGCAUGCUCAGUUUGUGGUCAAAGAUUCUCCAUAAAGAAAAGCUUAAAAAAACACACAAGAACGCACACUGGUGAGAAACCUUUUGCAUGCUCAGUUUGUGGGCAAAGGUUCUCUCGAAAGGGACAUUUGACACGUCACGCAAGAACACACACUGGAGAGAAGCCUUUUUCCUGCUCAGGUUGUGGUCAAAGAUUCUCUCGUAAGGCUCUGGUUAAGACACACAAGUGUCCUGGUGAGACAAGCAGUGAUCAAGAAGAAUAACUGAAAUAUCACACAGCCAUAAGUAUUCAGACCCCAACAAAGGGUCGGAAUACUUAUGGCUGUGUGAUAUUUCACUUUUUCUUUUUUCAUAAAUCAGCAAAAAUUUCAACCAUUAUUAUUUUUUCUGUCAAUAUGGGGUGCUGUGUGUACAUUAAUGAGGGAAAAAAAUGAAGUGAUUUUAGCAAAUGGAAGAUAUACAACGUAAUACCAGCUUGAACAAGGCAGUGUUUAGAAACUCUAGCAAUUUCCUGAAAAGUUGUCAUUUUGAAGGUGAGGGGAUUCCACCUGACAGCUGCGAUAUACAAAUAUGACCAAUGACUGCCACUUCAUAGUAUGGUACAUUCCUUUUCCCACACCAGCUAUGCCAGUGCUUUUCAAUUUUCUAUUGUGUUGAUGAAAAAGGGGUGUUCGAAAGGGAAUUAGUUAUUUACCAAUUGCUCCAAAAUGUAUUGAUAUUAUUGGAAAUGAGUGCCAAUUUCAUUUUCUUGAGCAUGCAUGCAUUUUGUCCAAUGUUUUAGUGAUGUCAAUAUCAAAUAAAUGAAUGAUUGAUUGAAAUAGACUGUAAAAAAAAACUGACUUUUGGUGCUAAACUGUAACGUGUAUUUGUGAU